Molecule: messenger RNA, 2064 nt
Organism: Pocillopora damicornis (cauliflower coral)
Lineage: Eukaryota; Metazoa; Cnidaria; Anthozoa; Scleractinia; Pocilloporidae
Product: macrophage-expressed gene 1 protein
Biological process (GO): defense response to bacterium
Molecular function (GO): protein binding
Source: RefSeq, a predicted model, not a curated record
AUGGGGCAAGUGCUGGCCACAAAUUAUUCCCGGUGUAAAACAACCGCGGACGGAAAAUAUCUUUUACCCGAUAACGCUUUCGUAAUUCCUGUCAAACGCAGUAAAGUGGACAUGUCCUCAGAGGUCUUUGACCGCUGGAAUAGCUACACGAGCACGACUGCUCAUUCCAUCAAUCUCCACGCAUCUUACUCAGUUGUAAGCGGUUCCUUUGCUGAGGACUUUAAAUACAACAAAGAAAAGCAAGUUGGCGACAAGGCUGUCACAACGAGAGUUCAACUCCGUCAUUUCAUGUACGUGGUAAAAACGCAUCCCGAGUCAAGUCUGCAUCCUGUCUUUAAAAGCAGGUUGAUGCAAAUCGCAGCUGAGUUGCAGAACAAUCGCACGAAACAAGCGUGGUACAGCGCGCAGUUACUGGUCAGGGAAUACGGUACUCACAUCAUAACCUCUGUUGAUGCUGGUGCAGCGCUCGUUCAAGAAACUCAUAUCAAAGAAAAUGUUCUCAAGGACAAAUCGCUUUCUGCACACGAUUUAAAAGUAGCCGCAACAGCAACCUUUUUUCGGUCUCUUAAGUUUGGCGCUGGUUUCGGACACAAUGUAAGCAACGAGAACGUUCACAAGUUUGAGAAGAGUCGGACCGCUUCACGCGUAUUAACCUAUGGCGGUCCACCGUACCGAUCGAAGUUUAGUGUCCAAAACUGGGAGAACAGUCUAACGAACGAGCUAGUUGCUAUUGACAGAAGCGGCGACCCCCUUUACUACGUUAUCAACAGCGCCACUCUGCCUAGCUUACCAGAACCAACAGUGUUCCGCUUGGCUAAGAUUGUUCAGCGAGCUGCUCGCCUAUAUUACAAAGUAAAUACUGUUGCAGGAUGUACUGACGAGACGUCGCCCAGAUUCAACUUCGAUGCGAACGUCAAUGACGGCAGUUGUCACGCAACACAAACAAAUUUUACAUUUGGGGGAGUGUAUCAAAAAUGCUACGCAAGUCGCUUCAACUCAGCGGGAAACUUAUGCGAUGAGUUACAGCAUAAAAACCCCCUUACGGGCGAUUUUUCCUGCCCCGAGGGAUACGAAGCCGUGGAACUUUUAAAACCACAGUCAGGCGAAAGGCCGGUAGUAACAAAAUCGUAUCACCAUACACACUGCCGCAAACUUUGUCGUCCAUGCGGAUUUUUUUUGUUACAAGAUUGCUGCCAUACUUCAUGCCAAAACAUUUUUCAUUACAGCAUGGUAUAUAUUGCACCCUAUUGGUGUGCUGCUGCGAUGACUGUGGGCGAAAACAGUGGGAUGUUAUUUGGAGGCGUUUACACAUCACAUGAUCCGAACCCUGUGACUGGUGCACAAAGUUGCCCGCAUAGGUUCUACGCGUUGCCGUUUGGAAGCCAUUCUCACGUUUGCGUGAGUGAUGAUUAUGAACUCGGGUACCAGUUCUCGCUGCGUUUCGGCGGAUUUUUCAGUUGUUCGUCUGGAAAUCCUCUCGCUGUUCCCAACAAGAACCAUCAGCAAAAAAGCGGAAAAACCACGCCCAAGACAUCUCCUAAGGGAAACUUAGCAGGUAUAGUAAAUGGCCCACAAAGUUGCCCACGCGGGUACACCCAGCAUCUCCUGUCAGUUGACAAUGAAUGUGAGAUAAACUAUUGCGUUAAGGCGAACUCUUUAGCGAAACUCUCUCGCACAGCUGUGAGAAGACCUCCCUACAAUGCUCGCCCGGGAGUCAGCCCAAAGGCAACAAAAACGCUAAUGGUUGUUGGAAUAAAUGGUGAAGUUUGGUACAGGAACAAUUCGAAUGCUGAUUGGACUCUUGCCUCGUUUGCCACUCAAGACGACGAUGACUCUUCGGAAGAAAUGGUAUCAGAAGACCAAACCAAGCCCAUGUCGCAAGGCGCUGCAAUUGCACUUAGCGUGUGCGCAACAGUUUUAGCGGGAAUUUUAGCCGUAGCUGUGUACGUCAGUUACAAGCGUCGCGAAAAGACGAAAGAGUACAGGGCGGUUUCUUUGAAGGAAGUGCUCCUGCCUGAUGAAAAAACACCGCUGAACAAUAACAAUACAUCUGAGAUAUCGUAA